ACUUUGCUUCAGUCACAAUCCAGCAGUACAUAGCACUAGCUGGCUGCGCGCAUUCCGUUAAGCGAAAGUGUUUUUAGUGACAAUAAUUAUUUGAAGUGGUGUUUUGUGCUUUCCUUUUUAGCUGCUAAUCGUAGCGAAGAAGUUGCAUUUUUGCUUUGCUCUGGAUUUCUACUUCAUUUCAAUGCUUUUGAUGAUCAAAUUUUUUCAAUAAGAAAACGAAAACAAAAACGUGUACGAAACGCUCAGCUAACAUUGCGAAUAUAAAUACAUAACUACAACAACAACUUCAUAUAUGUAGUACAACCAGUUUGUUAGUUGAUUUCCAUUUGAUUGUGCAGCGCUGGCACACUUACCAACUUUUUGGUCAAAGCCGCUGGCUUUUAGACGUUUUUGGUAACUUCGUUAGAUUUUGUAAUCAAGUGAUUCAGCUAUUUGUGUUUGCCAGUAUUGUUGUUGUUUACACAUAAAGCGUACGUACAUAUAUAAUUUGUGUGUGGAGCGAGUGCGAUAUCGUAGUAAUAAAAGCGUAAUUACACAUAAAACACACAAAAUAACGUAUAAUAAAUUCAGAAAGUGUUAAAGUGCAACGGUAAUUUAAAACCAUCUAAGCUGUGUAGAAUUAAAUAAAUUCAUAAAACAAACGAUUUUGAAAAGUUUCUCUCCAAAAGUUUAAGAGCUUAAUAGACGCACACAAAAUGAGUUCACUCUCAUUUAUGGAUAUGUUAAAGCUGACCUUUAAGGCUCUCGAGUUUAAAUAUGAACAAAGCAAACACACUACUAAUAUCUAUGAGGUGGCCAAGACCACCAAAGGCGAGGUGAAAGGCGUGAAACGGCUCACCAUUUGGGGUGAUUCUUAUUUCAGCUUCGAGCGCAUACCUUAUGCGAAACCACCACUGGGUGAGCUGCGUUUUCGCGCUCCCGUACCGGCUGAACCUUGGCACGGCGUACUGGAUGGCACUGGCCCCGCCGAGAAACCGCUACAGACAAAUGUUAUAUUUCGUAAAUAUAAAGGAUCGGAGGAUUGCUUGUACUUGAAUGUGUUUACAAAGAAUAUCAAACCAGAAAAACCUCAACCUGUUAUGGUUUGGAUUUAUGGUGGUGGCUUUCAAAUUGGUGAGGCCACACGCGACAUGUACAGCCCAGACUUUUUCAUGCACAAAGACAUCGUGUUGGUGACAAUUGCCUAUCGACUGGGACCAUUCGGUUUCCUAUGUUUGGACGAUCCCAAUGUGAAAGUACCCGGAAAUGCUGGGAUCAAAGAUCAAAUAUUGGCACUACGUUGGGUUAAAGAAAAUAUCGCAACAUUCGGUGGUGAUACAAACAACAUUACUGUGUUUGGUGAAAGUGCUGGUGGUGCUUCUACACAUAUAUGCCUGCUUAGCGAACAGUCCAAGGGGCUAGUAAACAAAGGUAUCGUAAUGUCUGGUAGCGCACUUUGCUCGUGGGCGAAUGUGCAAAACAAACGUUGGGCCUAUCGACUAGCUAAGGCGUUAGGCUAUCAUGGCGGGGAUAUAGAUACGGAUGUGUACGAAUACCUAUUAAAUACGAAAGGACCUGAUCUUGUGCGCGGUAAUGGUAUGGUGUUAACGAAAGAAGAGAAACACUAUCGCACACUUUUUGCAUUCGUACCAACUGUGGAACCAUAUUGGACGGAACAAUGUGUGUUGAGUGAGCCACCGUAUGAGCUAAUGAAAAAGACUUGGAGCAAUGAAAUACCAAUCAUUAUUGGUGGUACCAGUUUUGAGGGUUUAAUAUUUUAUCCAGAAAUAACCCGACGUCCCGCAACACUAGAUGAAGUGAAAAACUGCAAAAAUCUUGUGCCAAUCGAUGCCGGUUUUGAACGUGAUUCGGCAACGGCAGAAGCUUGUGGCCUCCGAAUCAAAAGCACAUACUUCGGCAAUGAGGAGUGUUCCCGCAAGACAAUGAUGAAAUUUUUGGAGCUGAAUUCGUAUCGUGAGUUCUGGGUACCCAUCUAUCGUACGGUGCUCGCUCGGCAACGCCACAGCACCGCCCCGACAUAUGUGUAUCGUUUCGAUUAUGACUCAAGGGAUGGCAAUGCCAUACGUAAUAUACUCUGUGGUCGCAAUGUGCAGGGCACUUGUCAUGGUGAUGAUCUCUGCUAUCUCUUUUAUGCUUUAUUUUCACAUAAACCGCCGAAGGGUUCCAAAGAGUAUGAAGUUACGCGCACAAUGGUUGAUAUAUGGACGAGUUUCGCAGCGAAUAGCGAUCCAAAUUGUGAUAUGCUGGAUGAUCUGAUAUUCGAGCCGGUCACACGUGAUGUGGGCGACGUUAAGUGUCUAAAUAUUAGUGAGAAAUUAGAAUUUAUUGAAUUGCCUGGCAUGGACCAGAUCAAAGUGUGGAGCGAAUUUUAUGCGCCGGGAAAACUGUGAACGAACUGCAGUGCAGAGAGAUUUCACGUCUGUGUGGCCGAUGGUCUACCUCAAUGUUAUUAAUUUUUUAGGAAGCAUGCUCUCCCACUCUCUUGUUAAGUGUACGUUUUAUGUCAUAUAUUACCAGGGUUGGAUAUUUAAAUAGCAACGAUUCUAAUGUCAAUCAGUUAUCACUUGUAAAUAUAUUUAUAUACAUUUGAAAUAUCUAUGUAACUGUAAAGUUUAGUAUUAAAUGCAGUGAUACAGUCUAUAUUAUUAAUGGUGUGGCAUGUUAAGGUUAUUCCUUUUAUAUAGUGAUAUACUUUUAGUUAUUGUAUGUGUUAUUCGAACAAUAAAUAUAUGCUGAGAUA
Molecule: messenger RNA, 2740 nt
Organism: Zeugodacus cucurbitae (melon fly)
Lineage: Eukaryota; Metazoa; Arthropoda; Insecta; Diptera; Tephritidae
Product: esterase B1
Exons: 6
Coding region: 696-2390 (564 amino acids)
Source: RefSeq, a predicted model, not a curated record